This is a messenger RNA of Iphiclides podalirius (scarce swallowtail), 252 nucleotides long. The record is from the annotation of a GenBank genome assembly. Lineage: Eukaryota; Metazoa; Arthropoda; Insecta; Lepidoptera; Papilionidae.
AUGUGGGGUGCACGUGCCACUUCCGCACAAGCGACGUUCCUGCAGCGACUUCCGAGCGAGAACGUCUUUCCAAUGUUGGGUUUUUGCCGCGGCUCUAUGCACGUAAGCUUGGACUCUUCUCGAACGCACGCCCGAUGCGAAAUGGAGUGCGACGAAACCGCCAGCGCCGCGUUGCCGGACACACGCAACGCCCGCGUCAUAUGGUGCGUUGUCGAGAUGAGCUGCGCCUCCGAAAAUCAAUGGCGAUCGAAA